Molecule: messenger RNA, 1182 nt
Organism: Engraulis encrasicolus (European anchovy)
Lineage: Eukaryota; Metazoa; Chordata; Actinopteri; Clupeiformes; Engraulidae
Exons: 7
Coding region: 1-1182 (393 amino acids)
Source: RefSeq, a predicted model, not a curated record
AUGUUUCAAGCCAUGCGCCUCCAAAACAUCAGUUACUCAGCAUUCCGGAGGCAUGCAAACCGUUUCCUUGAGCCGGCAGUGAUUCACUCGUGGCACCAGCUUCAAGACACUGAAGUGGAGUCUCUGAGGUACAAAAAAGUCAAGCUUGGCGGGGACAUGAGGGCAGAUUCACCUGGACACUGUGCCAAGUAUGGAACUUACAGUCUUAUGAAUCUGGAGACCAACAGCAUCAUUGACCUUCAACUAGUACAGAGCAAUGAAGUCGGUGGGAGCCACAAUAUGGAGAAAGAGGGACUCACAAGAGGACUGCAGCUGUUGGAGUCGAAGGGUGUGGCUGUGGACUACAUUGUCACAGACCGUCACCCCCAGAUCCAGAAGUUCCUCAGAGACCGCAAGAUAACGCAUUAUUAUGAUGUGUGGCAUUUGGAGAAAGGUCUGUCCAAGAAGGUGGCAAAAGCAGCUAAAGAGAAGGACUGUGAGGUGGUGAAGAAGUGGCAACGAGGGAUCAGCAACCACGUGUACUGGUGUGCAACAUCCUCCUCCUCUGGGGCCGAAAAACUUGCCAAGUGGAAAUCUGUGAUGAACCAUAUGCAAAACAAACACGAGCACGACAACCCGAUCUUCCCGAAAUGCCUCCACCCUGACCGCAAUAGCACAGACCGCAAGAAGUGGUUUAAACCAGGUACCAAAGCCAUACAGAGGAUGGAGAAGAUUCUUGUUAACAAGAGGGUUCUCAAUGAUGUGGAGAAACUAAGCUCCCGGUACCAGACGUCAACUCUGGAAGCCUUUCACAGCCUGAUGUUGCGGUUCACACCCAAGAAUGUGGUCUUUCCUUUCAUCGGAAUGCUGUGCAGACACUAUCUGGCAGCACUUCACUUCAAUGAAAAUGCAGGGCGGACCCAGGCAAGAACCACAAAAGGAACCUUGAGAUACAGCAUCCACUACCCCAAGGCCAAAAAGGGAGGAUACUCUGUGAAGCCAGUGAAGACAAAAGCAACAUACCGUUACGUGCACAAGAUGAUGAGUCUGUUGUUCGAGGAGGUCAUCCCAAACCCUAAGCCAUACUUGGAGGAGCUGGAAAAGAUUCCUGUUCCGAAUCCCCUGUCCUCAGCAUUCCACCACCCUCCACUGGCAGAAGCUGUAGAAUCCUACAGAUCCUGCUUCAAUCAAGGGCAGCCCUGA